Messenger RNA from Brachypodium distachyon (stiff brome), 1367 nucleotides. RefSeq names its product ras-related protein RABA1f. Gene Ontology annotation, cellular component: endosome. NCBI's taxonomy places the organism in Eukaryota, Viridiplantae, Streptophyta, Magnoliopsida, Poales, Poaceae. The record is from RefSeq and is a predicted model, not a curated record. The transcript is spliced from 2 exons. Bases 276 to 926 code for a protein of 216 amino acids. Gene Ontology annotation, molecular function: GTPase activity; GTP binding.
CUUGUUCUCCAACCGUCCUUCCUUCCUCCGCCCUCCCUUUCCAAAACGUUCUCCGCCGCGCUUCCUCUCUCUCCCUUUCUCGCACAACCUCUCCCACCCCUCGCUGGAAUUCCGAUAAGCGCGCGCCGCCGCCGCCGACCCCAGAGACCACCACCUCCGACCCCCCAUUGGCGGGAAGGGCGUGGCCGCUCGAUUCGAUUCCACGAGGACGAGGGGCGUGGCCGUACGUCCGUCCAUCGAUCGCGUGAUCACCGCCGCGGGGGAACCGAAGAAGAAUGGCGUACCGGGCGGACGACGACUACGACUACCUAUUCAAGGUGGUGCUCAUCGGCGACUCGGGCGUCGGGAAAUCCAACCUCCUCACGCGGUUCACGCGCAACGAGUUCAGCCUCGAGUCCAAGUCCACCAUCGGCGUCGAGUUCGCCACCAGGAGCAUCAGGGUCGACGACAAGGUCGUCAAGGCGCAGAUCUGGGACACCGCCGGCCAAGAGAGGUAUCGUGCAAUUACAAGCGCAUAUUACCGAGGGGCAGUUGGGGCGCUCGUUGUGUAUGACGUGACACGCCAUGUGACCUUUGAGAAUGUAGAGAGGUGGCUGAAGGAGCUCAAGGAUCAUACCGAUGCUAACAUUGUCAUCAUGCUUGUCGGCAACAAAGCCGAUCUGCGCCACUUGCGGGCUGUCCCUGUGGAGGAUGCGAAGGCAUUCGCGGAGAGGGAGUACACCUAUUUCACAGAAACCUCUGCCCUGGAGGCCAUGAACGUAGAGGACGCCUUCACCGAGGUUCUAACGCAGAUCUACCGAGUGGUCAGCAAGAAAGCUCUUGACAUCGGUGACGACCCUGCUGCUCCACCUCGAGGGCAGACCAUCAAUGUCGGGUCGAAGGACGAUGUCUCUGCCGUUAAGAAGGCUGGAUGCUGCUCAUCCUAAUCCCUGAUUAUGGUGAAAAGUCUUUACAUUACCGGAUCAUAUGGUGGGUAGCUGAAACAAGAGAAUGUCUUGUUUGGGUAUGCUUUUGGAAGCCCAUAGUUAACCCAGGGUUCGAAAAGAUGAACACUAACAGUAACACUGAACUUGCAGCCAUUUCUUGGUGGCAGUCCUUUUUCUGGUAUCCUAAUUGCUGCACUGCUGUUGCAUAUCUGACGCGAGGGAUUCCUUCCACAGUUGAUUAUGUAACAUACCCUACUAAAUAUUGCUGUAACUGAAGCUUUUAUUCUUUUCUUCUUUCUUCUUCUGGAGAGAGAGCGUUAGUACUAUUUUCUUCUUGUUGUAUGAAAAUUCACCAUUCUUCUGCUGAGUUGAAAAUAUUGUAAAUCUUUUGGAGGAGAAUAAUUAUUGUAAGCAUCGAGCAAUGCGAGUUAUAAUCUUAAA